AAGGGUACGUCGUCUUUCGGCAAGCGCCACAGCAAGACGCACACGACGUGCCGGCGGUGCGGCAAGGUGUCGUUCCACAUCCAGAAGAAGGUGUGCUCGUCCUGCGGCUACCCCGGCGCGAAGAUGCGCCGAUUCAACUGGAGCGAGAAGGGCCUCCGCCGCCGCACCCAGGGCACGGGCCGCAUGCGCUACAUGAAGUCGCUGCCGCGCCGAUUCAAGAACGGCUUCCGCGAGGGCACGCAGGCGGCGCCCAAGGCGAAGGCGCGCUCCACGAACGCCUAA
Aureococcus anophagefferens is the source of this 282-nucleotide messenger RNA. RefSeq lists its product as hypothetical. The transcript has a single exon. Gene Ontology annotation, biological process: translation. Gene Ontology annotation, molecular function: RNA binding; structural constituent of ribosome. The record is from RefSeq and is a predicted model, not a curated record. Gene Ontology annotation, cellular component: cytosolic large ribosomal subunit; ribosome. Lineage: Eukaryota; Pelagophyceae; Pelagomonadales; Pelagomonadaceae. The annotation marks the transcript as partial.